UUCUGAGGUAGAAGGCCAGUGCUUGCUUCCUCUUUUAGAAGGAAUGAUUACAUGUCCUCUGGAGUGGACUGUGUUAGGAUUGGUGGGACGGGUGUAUGCUGCUAUUUUCUGAAUCUCUGUGCUGCUUGGAGUCCAUUUCUGGCAAUCCCUGCCUGCCAUGGGGGGACUGUGGGUUCCCCAGCCUUUCAUCACCACCAACUCUGUGCUGCUGUGGGUAGCACUAUUGUGUCUAGCUCCAGCCAUCAGGAGUAACGGUCCUCCACAGGCAAUUCUGACCCUGGAACCCCCAUGGUUCAAUGUGCUCCGAGAUGACAAUGUGACUUUGACUUGUGAAGGCUUCCAGACCCCUGGACAGGAUAGCAUCGAAUGGUUCCACAAUGGGACAGUUUUCCCCAACCAUAAGGACUCCUAUACCAUCCCAGCUGUUAGUUUCACCGACAGUGGACAUUAUCAGUGCCGGACAAAACAAACUGCCCUCAGCAACUCUGUGAAAUUACAGGUCUUUAAUGAUUGGGUGCUCCUCCAAGUAGAGAGAUUAGAAUUCAAUGAAGGUGAAUCUAUGACCCUGAAGUGUCACAGUUGGAAGAACAAGCCGCUGCACAAAGUUAUAUACUACCACAACAACAAAGCCUUAAAGUAUGAAUAUGAGAGUUUCAACUAUGUUGUUUCUCAAGUGAAUUAUACACACAGUGGAACUUACUUCUGUACAGGGUUCAUAGGACAUUUUAGCCAUCCAUCUGCAGUUGUGAUUAUCAAUGUCCACGGAGGGGCUUCAAGCACCACAAAAGUGGUUAUAAUAGUAUCGGUCCUGUUGAUUGUGAUUGCUAUAAUUGCUGCUGCUCUCCUGUAUUACUACAAAUACAAGAAACCAGCCAAUACUCCUCUUGAGUUAGGAAAGACCGAGGUGGAGAAUUCGAUGUCUUAUUCACUUUUAAAGCACACAGAUAAUCCUGAGGAAGAACUAUCAGGACCCUCACCAUAAUCACUAAGAGUCAUGAUCAUCUCUGUCCUUCCUGCAGCGGCCCUAACAUGCUUGUUCCCACAAGCACUAGGUUGAGGGACCUGGUGGAUCUAAGACUGGAGACCAGCAUCCUCCUGAGCCAACUUUGCCAUUCCAGGAAAAUGGAAUUGAAAAUGUCUUUUGCAAUUGUCUGUAUGAAUCCUAAACUACUUUUAAAGACUUGAAGGCAAUUGACUAUCAGUGUAUUUACACUGCCUGUCUUUGCUGGCAAUAUCUACCCAAUCCAAAUGAUUUUGUACUUUGAAUCACUCUUGCACAGUACUUUGGACAACCCAAAAUAUUGGGGUCCCUUUAAAUGAAUUGCUCUGCUCCCUCCUGAAACUGCUUCCUAACUAGGGCAGGCCUUAGUUGUAGAGGCAGUUUUUUGUUUCCCUUGAUGCUGGAGUGGACGCAGGAGGAGGUUGGGCUUGGAUCCCUUUAGCUGAGCAUGAUCUACAAGGGAUGAAAUAAUGUCUCUGUACCACCAAUCUCUUUGCCCUACUUCUAAAUAGUCUUCACUGUCUUGUGUUAAAAUGGAAGGUCCUAGGGCAGAAAUCACCGGUCCUCAGGUACCUGUUUUGUCAUAACCUGCUUUUUAAAAAUCUGGUGCUUUAUGGAAAUCUCUUCAGUUUUUCACAUUAGUCCUUUCUAACUGUGCUCUUCCUUGAAGCACUAGACAGGCAAAGAUUUAGGAAGCCUGAAGAUGAGGAAAUGCCUCUCAACAAUGUCAUAAGAACCCCAUUGCCAGUGUAGAGUCCUUGGUGCUAAAGGUUUGGGGCUCAAUAUGAAUUUGGCUGUAGUCAGCAGGAGGCAGAUCAGGCAUUCAGGGGAUUAGGGAAGAAGUAUCUGAGAAAGGGGUCAGGGAAUGGCACUUGUGAUCUCUCCUUUCUAGGCAGGCUUUGUUUCCCUAGGUAAGGGCAUCUCAGUGCUCUGUUCUGGUGGGAGUGUAAUCUCUUUGCCCAUGGUAGAUGAAGUGGGUAGGGGGAGGAGGAACAAAGGCAUGAUGGGAUCAGAGGCAGCAUUGUCUUGUAAAAAGAAUAUCGGAGCUACAUGUAAAGAGUUUGAGUUUGAACAGUACUUCUACUUAUUAAUAAUAUGAUGCUGGAUUAGUCAGCUCUGGCUUUGUGGGCCUCAAGUUUCCUAUCUGCCAAAAGAGAAAGUUUUACUUAAUGAUCUCAAUACAAUUCAGUAAUGCUCGUUAAGCAUUUACUGUGCAUCGGGAUACUAUUAUCUCUGGCUUCCCAGCAUACCAAAGCACUUCUUUCCUUCUCCCACUUAGUUCCCCCAGUCCCUCCCUAGGGUUAAGGUUGUGUGUUCUGUAUCCUCUGAAUGUAUGUUUAAUGAACAAAAGUGUUUUUGUUUUUUUUUUAUAAAGACUUCUUAAAGUCAUGUCCUUAAUUUGUUUUAAUGUCUUUGCAGCCAAGCUCUGAAAUCAUACUGUGAUACCUUAGACAAGUCACUUAGCUGACAUUUAUAAAGUGCCUUAAGGUGUGCCAAAUGUUUUGCAUAUAAAAUUUCAUUUGAUCCUAAUGAAAAUAUUAUUCCCAUUUUACAGAUGGGAAAACUGAGGUAUAGAUGGCUGACAAAACUUGCCUAUGUUCACAAUAAGCUAAAAAAUGUCAGAGGCAAGAUUCUAAACUCAUUCACUCCUGACACCAGGAUUCCCUGGGACAAAGGAGAGAAGGGAUGUUUAUUUUGUCUCCUUCCUCACCUUUCACACCAUCUCUCCAGUUCUUUUUCAUCAAGUUCCAAUGCUGCCAUUUAAGACAUCAGUU
Molecule: messenger RNA, 2775 nt
Organism: Sarcophilus harrisii (Tasmanian devil)
Lineage: Eukaryota; Metazoa; Chordata; Mammalia; Dasyuromorphia; Dasyuridae
Gene: FCGR2B
Product: Fc fragment of IgG receptor IIb
Exons: 7
Coding region: 158-982 (274 amino acids)
Biological process (GO): cell surface receptor signaling pathway
Molecular function (GO): transmembrane signaling receptor activity
Source: RefSeq, a predicted model, not a curated record